Molecule: messenger RNA, 1374 nt
Organism: Rotaria socialis
Lineage: Eukaryota; Metazoa; Rotifera; Eurotatoria; Philodinida; Philodinidae
Source: the annotation of a GenBank genome assembly
AUGGCCAAUUUUCGAAAAUCAGUCGAUGGGAGAAAGAGAGCACGAACGAUGGAAUAUAUUGAUAGUCAGGUCGACAUUAACGAUGAUGAACAUAGUCAAACAAAACCUCACAUUGGUCAACGUAUCCACGCGCACAUUGACGUUUCAAUGUCAUUUAUUGAUGAAAAAGAUCCUAUUGAAUCAACAACUGACGAACGUGUACAGCCACGACCAAUAAUUCCCAAAAUAAAAAGAAGAGAUAGUGAUCGUUCGUUUCUUCAUCGACAAGCAAGUGAUAUUAGUUUGAAUCGAUUUUUAAAUGAAACGAGUAAACCAACAACAACAACAACAACAACAACAACAGAAUUAAAAGGUCGUGAUCAUAUACUUCGAGUUAUGAAAACAACAGUAAAUGCUAAACCGAUAAUGGACUUAAAAAAUCGUAAAUUCGUACAAGAAAUGCUUGCUAAACGGCACGAGAAACAAGAAGUUAGUAGACCAGUAUCCGAUUUUGCAUUAAAAUAUGGUUUAGUUGAUCACAAUGGAAAAAAAUUUAAAAGUCGAAAAACAUCUGAUCUAUUUACUGAUAUGGAACAUCAAUUAGAAGGUUUAAAAUCUACAUUAACUAAACGACAAGCUGUCGAGCCUAACAGUUCAUUACUACGAAUAAUCAAAUUAGAAUCAGUAUGUAAUCAACUGCUUUGCUAUUGUCAAUAUGUAACAGAUCGUGAAGAUGUUGUACUUUUUCUCGAUCCAAAAGAUGAACAAGCAAAAAGUUUAGCUAUUAAUGAUGAAAUUCGUAUUGGAGGAGAAUCACGAUUAGAUUUCAAUUUACCAGAACUAGGUUCAGUUGCAUUAGGUAUAACUGGCGUAAGAAAAGAAUCAUCAAGUAAUAAUACUGAAGAAGAUGUUCCAAUCGAAAUAAUUCAUACAUAUGAUUUUAAUUGUUCUUGCAAUAAAUGUACUUCAAACGAUCGCCAAGGUCAAGAAAUAGCACCAAUAUUCGAUCUUAUCUCUACGUUUCCUCGUGAUGAUAAAAGUCAACAGCCAACUUACGCCGUUGAAACUGUUUAUGAUUCGUUUACAUUGGCAUUAAUGUCUAAGCGAAAGUUUGAUCUUCGUGCAACAAUCAUUAUUUUUGACUCCGAUCAAAAUAAUAAUCGCUAUAUAUUCGUUGUUCGCGAUGGUAUUGGUAAUUGUCUUCAAAUAAUGUUGAACGACGUUAAUGGACUUCAAAUUAAAACACAAACACAAGAUUAUAUAUUUCAUCAGAUAGAAUUUAUCGAAAGAAUCGAAUCACCGAAAGAAUCGAACCGAUGGCCAUAUCAAGACUAUGUUCCACCCAAAAAACUAUUUUGUUUCAAAUCGACUAAUAAUCAAGUGUCUCUACUGUGA